UGCUAUAUACAUCAUUCGACCUUAAUAUUUGAAUAAGCCAGACAACAAAAAUAUAACGGGCAAGAAGGGACAAAACACAGAAAAUGACUGAUAACAAAAAUACAGUGGGUUUAAUGAAUGUGUCCCCUGGUCAUAAUCCAAAUCACUGUAUAAAGAAAAACCCGAGAUGCAAUAAUGGGAGCAACAAUUGUACUUGCCAACUGUGUGUUAAAGGAUUAAAAAGGGAAAAAAAGAUUGAGAAUAAGUGUCAAUUGUGUGGUAAAGAAUGGAAAAUGCUUGAAAAAUCCGAGAAUACUUGUCAAGGAUGUGUUAAAGAAUGGAAAAGGGAAGAAAAGUCCGAAGAACAUAAACAAAUCCACUCGUGCGAUAAAACGUUAAAAUGCGAUAUGAGUAACAACGACUUAAAUCAAACACCUGUCUCACAGUCGUACACGCCAAAACAAACUCAGUCCGAUGUUGAACAUUUGAACUGUUAUGUAUGUGGUAAAGAUUUCAAUCAACAAUAUCACCUACGGAUGCAUAUUAGAAUACACACUGGUGAUAAACAUUUUAACUGUUACGUAUGUGGUAAAGAUUUCAAUCAACAAUGUCACCUACGGCUGCAUAUGAGAAUACACACUGGCGAUAAACAUUUUAACUGUGAUAUAUGUAGUAAAGGUUUUAGUCAAAAACAGUACUUAAAAGCACACAUGUGUAUACACAAUGAUAAUAAACCUUUUAACUGUGACGUCUGUGGUAAAGAGUUUAGAAAAUCUGGCCACUUAAAGACACACAUGCGUAUACACAAUGAUAAACCUUAUAACUGUGACGUCUGUGGUGAAGACUUUAGACGACUUAGACAAUUUAAGAAACACAAGAGAACGCAUACUGGUGAUAAAUUAUAUAACUGUGAUGUAUGUGGGAAAGGGUUUAGUAAUAGAUAUAAUUUUAUGUUGCAUAUCAGAAUUCACACUGGUGAUAAACCUUUUAUCUGUGAUGUUUGUAAAAAAGGUUUUAGUUCUAAGCAGCAAUUAAAGUCGCACAUGCGUAUACACACUGGAGAUAAACCUUUUAACUGUGACAUAUGCGAUAGAAGGUUUGGUCAAAAUAGUGACUUGACGAAACAUAUGAGAACGCAUACUGGUGUCAAACCAUAUGAAUGUGAUGUGUGUUGUAAAGCAUUUACUCGACGUGAUAUCUUAAAUGAACAUAUGAGAACACAUGAGUUUAAGAAACCUAAAAAAUGUAAUGUAUGUGAUGAAGUUUUUCCUCAAAAGGAGGAUUUACUGAUACACAUGGGAACGCAUACUGCCAAAAAACCAUAUACAUGCCAAGUAUGUAGCAAUUGCUUUUUUAGUAAACACCAGUUAAAAGUACACACGAGAAUACACACCGGUGAUAAACCUUAUAAGUGUGAUGUGUGUAUUAAGCGAUUUGGACAACUACCGUCUCUACGGACGCAUAUGAAAAUACACACUGGAGAUAAACCAUAUCACUGUGAUACAUGUGGUAGAAGAUUUCGUCUCAGUGGUGACUUAAAAAAACAUACGAGAACACAUACUGGUGAAAAACCGUAUCUAUGCUAUGUAUGUGGUAAAGGAUUUAGUCGGACUGAUACCUUACAUGAACAUAUGAGAACGCACACCGGUGAAAAACCGUAUAGCUGCGAUGUAUGUGAUGAGAAAUUUUGUCAUAGGUCAGAAUUACGGAUGCAUAUGAGAACGCACUGACAAAUCUGAAACAUGUAUUAUCUGACUAUUGCAUUGUGAAAAGUUUAAUUAGAAACCUAAAAUAGAUAAAAGAGAUCCUUACUCAAGACAUGGCAAACAAGGAAGCUAACUAUAUAUGAAAUAUAUUGAUUAUUAAAUGAGAGGGGCAAUACCUUUUUAUGUUAA
Messenger RNA from Mytilus trossulus (common blue mussel), 1874 nucleotides. RefSeq names its product gastrula zinc finger protein XlCGF57.1-like. The record is from RefSeq and is a predicted model, not a curated record. Bases 84 to 1709 code for a protein of 541 amino acids. The transcript has 2 exons. NCBI's taxonomy places the organism in Eukaryota, Metazoa, Mollusca, Bivalvia, Mytilida, Mytilidae.